Bactrocera oleae (olive fruit fly) is the source of this 5261-nucleotide messenger RNA. It is a transcript of the gene yrt, whose product is annotated as erythrocyte membrane protein band 4.1-like yurt. Gene Ontology annotation, molecular function: cytoskeletal protein binding. The record is from RefSeq and is a predicted model, not a curated record. NCBI's taxonomy places the organism in Eukaryota, Metazoa, Arthropoda, Insecta, Diptera, Tephritidae. Gene Ontology annotation, cellular component: cytoskeleton.
UCUAGAGUAUUGAAUAUGAUGGCUCUGUACGAGCUUUAAUUCAAAAAGAUAUAAGAAUUAAAAUAAUUACCGCCGAUAAGAAAACACCUAAAUACAAUACAGAAUGGCCACAUUGACGAGCGACGAAUUCAAUUGGUAGCAUUGAAGGAAAAUACGUGCAACUCUGAAAUUUUUCUUUUUGCCUUGCUGUGCUGUUGGCUUUUUCGGUUUAAAUAAUUUGGUUAAUUGCUUCAUUUUAAGUUAAUAAAAUGCAAUUCCAAUAACUUGAAAGUGUUAUAAUUAUGUUGCGAAAAUAUUUAAACAAUUUCGGUUCGAGUGUAUUGAUUUCUAUGCUUUUUAUUUGCGGCCUUCAUGGUAGAAACAACCUGUGAAACUUGUUUUUGUUGUUGUGUUCGAUAAUUGAGAAGAAAAGUCUCGGUCGUGUUCUUAUAUGGUGAGGAGUGGCUGAAUAUGUGGAGAACUAAAAAAGUGACAUAAACGUCAAAACAGCGGCAAAAAAGUGCUUAGAAAAUUUGUGAUUGGGUAUUGGGGAAAUUGCAGGCGAAUUAUAAAAAGACAAAAUUAAUACCCAAAAAGCAGUAAGAACAGGAUCAGUAGGUUUGAGCCAACGACGUACAAGUUUAGCUAAACCACAGACGCAAACUAUUGUGGGGCGGUGGCGGCGGCGCAGUCGUCGUGUUUUGGCAAGCUACAAGUUGCUGCAUCAACUUUUGCUUCACGUUAGCGUAAAGUAACGCAGAAUUAGGAUACGAAGUGGGGAAAUUUAUAACAACGACAAUACCAAUUGGACAUAUUCAACGUUGAUGAAAUAGUUGACACGCGUACUGAAGAAAGGUGUCGAAAGUGGUUUGGCGAAUGUUUGUGUUCAUGUAAAUUUUGCUAGCGGGAAAUGUUGCGCUUUUUAAGUCGUCGAAAGGUGCGUAGCAACUAUGUGGAAAGCAGAGGAGGCGUUGCCGGUGGUCCCGGCGGAGGUGGUGUUACAAAUGCAAACAGUAGUAGCGGCACGCAAAUUAAAGCGCAGCGUAUGCCAGUAAACAAAAAUAAAAUUGAGUGCCGUGUAGUGCUUUUAGACAAUACAGAUCUCUCCAUUGAACUAUCAAAAAAGGCACUCGGAAGCUUCUUAUACGAACAAGUCUUCUAUGCAUUAGACGUAAUUGAAAAAGAUUACUUCGGUUUGCAAUUUACUGAUGCGAAUCAUGUUAAACACUGGCUAGAUCCUACAAAACCUAUAAAGAAGCAAGUAAAGAUCGGACCACCAUACACCUUUCGUAUGAAAGUAAAGUUUUAUUCAUCGGAGCCAAACACCUUACGUGAGGAGCUGACCCGUUAUCUAUUCUUCCUUCAAUUGAAACAAGAUCUACUGGAAGGUCGCUUAGAUUGUCCCGAUGACAAAGCUGCUGAGUUGUGUGCGCUCGCAUUGCAAUCUGAACUUGGUGAUUACGAUGAACAAGUGCAUACUGCGGUCACAGUUUCGGAAUUCCGCUUUGUGCCGGAACAAACUGAGGAUCUCGAAAUUGCCAUAUUGGAGGAGUAUAAAACAUGUCGUGGUUUGACGCCUGCGCAAGCCGAAACGGCCUACUUAAAUAAAGCCAAAUGGUUGGAUAUGUAUGGUGUUGAUAUGCACACAGUCUUGGGUAAAGACGGUUGCGAGUAUCAUUUAGGUCUAACACCAACUGGAAUUUUGGUUUUUGAGCGUGAUCAAAAGAUCGGCUUAUUCUUCUGGCCGAAAAUCAGUAAAUUGGAUUUUAAAAAGAAGAAACUUACGCUAAUCGUUAUCGAAGAUGAUGAUGAGGGACGCGAACAGGAACAUACUUUCGUCUUUCGCUUGUAUAACGAGAAAGCGUGCAAACAUUUGUGGAAAUGUGCCGUAGAGCAUCAUACAUUCUUCCGUUUGCGUGCGCCUGUCAAGGGACCCUCUGCACGUCAAAACUUCUUCCGUAUGGGUUCACGUUUCCGCUACUCGGGCCGCACAGAGUUUCAAACCACACAGCAAAGUCGUGCCCGACGCACUGUACAAUUUGAACGUCGUCCGUCACAACGUUUCGCCAGCCGUCAGUCGCAUCUGCUACGUGAUCGUCAAAAAGCUUCACAAGAAGCGGCCGCCUCAGCUGUAGCUGCGGUAAAUGCGCGUGCCGCAGCAGCUGCCGCCGCCGCAGUUGAACCGGCCAACACUACACUCGACUCGUUGCUCACGAAUACAUCAACGAUGGAGCAACCGUCCAAUGCGGCUACACCCUCGCCAUCUAUACAAACGGUUAUUUACAAUGCCAAUGUAGAGUUGCUGAAUGAUACGGCAACAUGCAGUGCAGCUGCGGCGCGUGGCAGCAAUAGUGGCGUGCGUCGUAAUUCCAUGCGCUCGGAUUCAAGUGGUGAAGAAAGCGGCUACACAAAACUCGAUUGCUACAAUAAGGAAGCUUUAGCAGUGAAGCUUGAUACUGAUUCCAUUGGCGCAACCAGUAGCGUAUAUCCACCAGCUACAACGAAGAAUGCCGAUGAUACUAAUCCAUUUAGAAAUAAUGCCUCCUCACAUCACGGUUCCUUUGGCAAAGCCUCCAUUAGCUCGGGCUUCAGCAUUAGAAGUGCCUUAUCGGACAAAGAUAAAGAGCUAGAUUCAUUACUUAAGUCCAUUGUUAAAGAUCCAUCCCCAUCUAUACUAGCAACUGAAGCUAUUAAUGAUGCUAACAGUAUCAGGGUAACGAUAAACAAAACCUUCGAUAUGGAACAUAAUACAGAGACAUUGAAGCGACUUUCCAGUUCGGAUAAACCGAAUAAUCAAGUGAAGCUGGCAAAUGUUGGCGGUGGCGCACUGCCGCCCGGACACAUAAAAUGCAAUAUUUUGAAGGCGCGCGUCGAAGAAGAGCUUGGCACUGGGGUGCACACGAAUGCCAAUACGAAUGCGAAAAUGACAAAUCAAAUGUUUGUGCCCGCACCAAGCACAGUGCAACACAACAACAACAACAGCAAUAGCAUAUUCAGCAGUAUUAAUACGAACAACAACAACAAUAACACAAUGUAUAGUAGUGACGGCCCAGACUCAUUGAAUGCCACCUAUAUUUCUGUGGGCGGUGAUAAACUAACUUUGAGCAUAACGGAACAAAAACCAACGAGCAGUACCGCCAUCACUGUGGGCAGUGGCAAUACAGAUGCGAAUGCCUCGAACACAUACGUUGCCGAGGCGCAUGUUUUGCCAUCGCCCACAACACCAUCAACGCGAAAGAUAACCGCUUCCAAAACGACAAUAUCACCAUUUUCCAAUGCCACUUUCAUAUCUGAAUUCAAUAGCAUGAGCCCCAACGCAUCGUCGUCAUCUUAUAAUAACACGCAUACAAGCACAGUUUUCACCACAACAACAACAAGUCCUGCCAGCGCCAACGAAACAUUCACAAUUCGCAAAGGUAAUGCCACAACAACAGGUGAUAAUUUGUUGUUGACACCCACCACGCCAACAGCAAAUAUUGCCACCAUAACCACGCCCCCACCAACGCCAACGCACACAUUCAGCGCCACAGCUGCGAGCAAUGCUUCCGCUGCUGAGCGUUUAAUUAACGAGAUUUUCAUCAAUAACAUUAUAAAUAAUAAUGUGCGUGCCACAAAUGAGAAGAAGUCCGCCAGCAGCACGCUUAUUGGGAAGAGUAACGAAACGGAAUUGGUCAACAUCGAUGGUGGCAACCAGUCGCCGACCAAACCGUCUGCUGGCACAACAUUAUUCUCCACGUUGCGCGAACAAGAACGCCAACAGCAGCAUGUGAACGAUGUGACUAACGAGCGGGACCGCUGUGAAACUGAUGCGCAAAUGCUAACGAAAAAAGAAAUUGAGAAUAAGCAUCAAAAUAAUCAUUCCGUCACACAUAUUCCGAACAACAACGACAUGGUAUCACCUUGGCUGGUGUCAUCAGAAGUGGUUUCAGCGCCUAAAGGCAAAGAACCAACAAUUAUGCGAAAAUCCGUUAUAACAACGCAAUUGUAAGUGCUCAAUUUUCUGAUAAUUUAUUUAGUUAGACAACAGUUUCGAUCGUGCGACCAUUAAGUUGCCUUAAAUUAAAAAACAAAUUAUUAGAAAUUUAUUUAUUGCAAUUUUAAAAGUAAAUGCCAAGGUAUUUGUGCAUGACAAAAGUGCCGAUUAUAUUAUUAUAUUAAAUUAGGAGACGAUUCCAUGAAGAAAUAUUUAUAAAAAGCAUUCCAGAAAUUAGAAAACUUGUAAGCGAAAGUGGAGAAAAAAUUAAUCAAAUAAUUAUGUAGCAAUACAGGCAUAAGGGCUCAACUUGUAUUUAUGAAGUUUUGAAAAGUUCACGAAAAAAUUUUAAUUUGUUAGGUUUUAAGUGCCGAAAAUACCCUACCCAGGGUAUAUUUUUAAUAUGUCACAAAGUUUUUCAUACCCAAAAGGAAACGUCGGAGAUCCCAUAAAAUAUAGAUAAAAAUGAUCAGCGUGACGAGCUGUAUAUACGGUAUGUACGUGAACUUGUCCCUCAGUAUUGAGAUAUCGAUAUGAAAUUUUGCACACGUCUUUUUUGAAGUUUCACGAAGUUGCGCAUUUGCCGGAAUUGCCAAUAUCAGAUAACUAUAGCAUAUAGCUGUCGUCUGAUGUGACCGAUCGUCACGAAAUAUGGCGUGGAUUAUUGUCUGAGACAACGUAACAAUCUCUGCGAAAAUUGCUGAGAUCGCACUACUAUAUCCUAUAACUGUCAUACAAAUUGACCGAACGAAAGCAAUUUUUUUUAUCCAUUUUUUAUUUGUAUAGGGUAUUAUAACUUCGAUGCAACCGAAGAUAACGUUUUUUUUUAUUUUUUUUUUUAAAUUGUAGUUAAUGAGUUUCUAGAACUGAAACGUUUUUUAAAUCAACAUGAGCGCUUAUGCCUCUGCUACUUACAUUUAUUGCGGCAUGGCAUUUUAAUUACGUUAAACGAUUUUCCAUUGCUAGCAGUAUGUUUUAGGCUUUCAAGCGUACUUAAUACAGAAUUCCAUUUUACGAUUUAUACAUAUAUACACACAUGCAUAUACAACACUUUGGCAUAAUUAAAAUAUGUAAAUGUUUUGAGACUAUACGCAGCCCAUUAUGGUAUGUACUUAAGUUUACUCAAAAGCAUAUUUUGUAAGUGAAAAUCACUAACACGCAUAUAUCUAUAUUAUACAUGUGUAUAAAAACUUAAAACUACAACAACUGAGCAAUGAUAAAACGAAACGAAUGUUUGUGCCUUAUUGUACUGCAUACAUAUAUACAUAUAGAGUUCCAAUAUAAUUAAAGUUAAAGCAAUUUUUGCGCA